AUGCCUGAUGCACGUCUUGUCGACUCGAAAUCAACUUUCGCCUCGUUCGCGCAUAUCCUCGAUGCGCGUUUACUCCGCGCUCUUGCGGACAUGGGCUUUGCAAGGCCGACACUGGUUCAAACGAAGGCUAUACCUUUGGCACUCGAAAAUCGUGACAUACUUGCCAGAGCACGCACGGGAAGCGGAAAGACAGCCGCGUAUUGUAUACCAAUCGUGCAGAAGAUAUUGAAUGCCAAAGCUAACAUCGCUACGGAGGAUUCUGCGAGACAAGCCACACGUGCUUUGAUUCUUGUUCCUACCAGAGAAUUGUCGGAGCAAGUCUCCACGCAUCUCAAUGGCAUCUUAGCAUAUUGUGAUAAGGAUGUCACCACAGCCAACGUCUCCACGGGAACGUCUGCUCACCUGCAGAGAACGUGGCUAUCAGACAAUCCAGAUAUUGUUAUUGCCACUCCCUCUCGCGCGUUAGGGUUGCUACAGGCGAAGACGCUAUCUCUUACUUCCCUCGAUUCACUUAUCAUUGAUGAGGCCGACUUAAUCCUGUCUUACGGUCAUGACGAAGAUGUGCGCCAGAUUCUGAGCGGCGGGUUCCUGCCGAAGGUGUUCCAGUCAUUCCUUAUGAGUGCGACCAUGACCGAGGAUGUUGAAACACUAAGGGGUCUUACCCUCCGAAGUCCAGCGAUCCUGAAGCUGGAGGAAGAUGAAGACGAGGCAGCAAACUUGACCCAGUACUCCGUCCUUUGCUCGGAAGUGGACAAGUUCCUUCUCACCUACGUUAUUCUCAAGCUCAAUCUCAUCAAGGGCAAGUGUAUUCUGUUCGUCAACGAUGUUGACCGGUGUUACCGCCUCAAGCUGUUCUUGGAGCAAUUCUCAAUCAAGAGCUGUGUACUUAAUUCUGAAUUACCUCUCAACUCCCGAUAUCACACAGUCCAGGAAUUUAACAAGGGCGUCUACGACUACAUCAUUGCGUCUGAUGAGAGCACGGGCCGCCAUGAGCAGGAUGACGACGAUGAGGUGCAGAACGAAGAAGAUGACGUAGACUGUGACUACACUACCACGCAACGUGAGCUAUCAGGCGAGGCCAACGAAGGGGAUAAUGAGGCCGAUGAACCUUCAACCUCACGGAAGAUCCUCAAACGUAAAAGACGCGGAGGCUCACCACUCGGGGACGACGCAUCCUCCAAGUCGAAGUCAAGUAAACGCAAGCAACGCAAGCGCAACGCAGACGCCGAGUACGGUGUCUCGCGCGGUGUGGACUUCGUCGACGUCUCAUGCGUGAUCAAUUUCGACCUCCCAUCUUCCGCGCGUUCCUAUACGCACCGCGUCGGGCGGACAGCGCGCGCGGGGCGCUCGGGCAUGGCGCUGUCGUUUGUUGUCCCGCGCGAGCAAUGGGGCAAGAACAAGGUAGUGGGAUGUGUUGAGAGCGCGAAGGCAGACGAUGCGGUCUUUGCGCGGAUCGGGCGCGAGCAGGCCGCACGCGGUAGCCAAAUCAAAGAGUACAACUUUGACAUGAAGCAGGUGGAGGCGUUCCGGUACCGAAUGGAGGACGCGCUGCGAGCCGUAACGAGAAGUGCUAUCAAGGAGGCGAGGAUCAAGGAGCUCAAGGCAGAGAUCCUGAAUUCUGACAAGCUGAAGGCGCACUUUGAGGACAAUCCGCUGGAUCUGGAAUACCUACGGCACGACAAGCCUCUACACCCAACGCGGGUGCAACCGCACAUGAAGCAUGUCCCCAAGUACCUCUUGCCCCGCAUUGCGUCUGUGCCUGGCACCUCAGACGGAGCUGUUGGGGUUGGGAGUGGUGGCGGGGAAGCAGGCUUUGUGCCCUUCAGCAAGAACGGCGCGCGUGGUCGUGGUCGCGGUCGCGGUCGCGGUUGUGGUGGACGGGGUGGCGGGGGCAGUAGUAGAGGCAGGAAGAAAUCCGAUCCGUUGAAGAAAUUUGGACGAUAG
Messenger RNA from Sparassis crispa, 1944 nucleotides. RefSeq names its product ATP-dependent RNA helicase dbp9. Lineage: Eukaryota; Fungi; Basidiomycota; Agaricomycetes; Polyporales; Sparassidaceae. The transcript has 9 exons. Gene Ontology annotation, cellular component: nucleolus. The record is from RefSeq and is a predicted model, not a curated record. The coding region runs from base 1 to 1944 and encodes 647 amino acids. Gene Ontology annotation, molecular function: ATP binding; nucleic acid binding.